This is a messenger RNA of Gongylonema pulchrum, 204 nucleotides long. The record is from the annotation of a GenBank genome assembly. Lineage: Eukaryota; Metazoa; Nematoda; Chromadorea; Rhabditida; Gongylonematidae.
UGAAAUCAAAGCGAUACCAGUGGAACGUUGUCCGUAUCCAAAUUCCAUGCAGAUCGAUGUUUGGCUGCCUGGCAAGGAUGCUCAAAAGCCGGACAGGAUUAGAAUUCUAAUGGCAGCCGAUCGAAAAGAAGAGAUGAAUUCGUGGAUCAGUACGAUGAAUAUUUCGCUUCGAAAUCUUACCCUCUGGUCUUGCCGGCACUAAAA